Molecule: messenger RNA, 1290 nt
Organism: Penaeus chinensis
Lineage: Eukaryota; Metazoa; Arthropoda; Malacostraca; Decapoda; Penaeidae
Product: extensin-like
Exons: 5
Source: RefSeq, a predicted model, not a curated record
UCUCUCCUCUCUCCUCUCUCCUCUCUCCUCUCUCCUCUCUCCUCUCUCCUCUCUCCUCUCUCCUUCCGUAACGAGUGUAAUUCCAGUAUUUCAAGUGAAGAGGCAAAGGCCAUGACAUUGAUCUCAGUGCAGUACAAUAAAGCUUUCCACGCCCACCUUCCAUUCCCCAGCCACGCCCACCUUCCAUUCCCCAGCCACGCCCACCUUCCAUUCCCCAGCCACGCCCACCUUCCAUUCCCCAGCCACGCCCACCUUCCAUUCCCCAGCCACGCCCACCUUCCAUUCCCCAGCCACGCCCACCUUUCAUCCCCUGCCACACCCACCUUUCAUCCCCAGCCACGCCCACCUUCCAUUCCCCAGCCACGCCCACCUUCCAUUCCCCAGCCACGCCCACCUUCCAUUCCCCAGCCACGCCCACCUUCCAUUCCCCAACCACGCCCACCUUCCAUUCCCCAGCCACGCCCACCUUUCAUCCCCUGCCACGCCCACCUUUCAUCCCCUGCCACGCCCACCUUCCAUUCCCCAGCCACGCCCACCUUCCAUUCCCUUGCCACGCCCACCUUCCAUUCCCCAGCCACGCCCACCUUCCAUUCCCCAGCCACGCCCACCUUCCAUUCCCCGGCCACGCCCACCUUCCAUUCCCUUGCCACGCCCACCUUCCAUUCCCCAGCCACGCCCACCUUCCAUUCCCCAGCCACGCCCAUCUUCCAUUCCCUUACCACGCCCACCUUCCAUUCCCCAGCCACGCCCACCUUUCAUCCCCUGCCACGCCCACCUUCCAUUCCCCAGCCACGCCCACCUUCCAUUCCCCAGCCACGCCCACCUUCCAUUCCCUUGCCACGCCCACCUUCCUUUCCCCAGCCACGCCCACCUUCCAUUCCCUUGCCACGCCCACCUUCCAUUCCCCAGCCACGCCCACCUUUCAUCCCCUGCCACGCCCACCUUUCAUCCCCAGCCACGCCCACCUUCCAUUCCCCAGCCACGCCCACCUUCCAUUCCCUUGCCACGCCCACCUUUCAUUCCCCAGCCACGCCCACCUACCCUUCCCCAGCCAUGCCCACCUUCCAUUCCCCAGUCACGCCCACCUUCCAUUCCCCAGCCACGCCCACCCUCCAUUCCCUAGCCACGCCCACCUUCCAUUCCCCAGUCACGCCCACCUACCCUUCCCCAGCCACGCCCACCCUCCACUCCCAAGGAAACACAACGCACAGAAGAAACAUGUUCCAGGGACGCAAACUUAAAACUUUCAUUAGAGAGAGUUCUGAAGAUAAGGCUGUGCUUUCAUUUUGA